CUACCAUCUGCGACAGUCGUUUCCUGAAGCAGUCUCGGAUCAACAUGAGUUUUCUUGUUCUCGCUUGUUCGGUUGGGCUUGCUGCUGGCAGCUUUGAUUACGCUGGUAGGCCCACUCUGGAAGAUUUGAAGCAGUUUUACGAAGUGGAUAAAGAUAUUUACGUCCUGCAAAGAUCCUUCUCUUUAGUCGGUCGGGACAAUCAAGAAGCAAAGUGCAUCUAUAAUGAAGGAAUAUCCCUGCAAGAAAAUACUCUUAUCCUUAAGGAAGCAUACUUACGCGGCCUGACAAUCUAUUAUUACAAAGUGGAAAUGAACGUCACAGAUGGACAAGGAAGGGACCAAGCACCCCUAAUGAAGGCGAAGCCAGAAGCUGAUUUGAAAAUUUCACGCACAGUAGGCAAAAUACAAGAGGACAGUACAGAUAAACAACCAACUGAUUCGAGGCAAUACGUUUUUCAAUACCAUGACCUGGACAAGCACUGUGCCGUAGUCACAUUCAAUGACGGAGUCACAAGAUGCGAACUCCUUUUCUGGGGACAAAACAACAGAAUUACGCAAAGAUUCGAAAACUGCCAGCAAGAAUAUAAAAGCCUCUGCCCUCACGGCAAAGCAUUCACAGUUUACGACUCUCAAUGCACAGAUUGGUUUCGUCCUAAAUUCAUUCAGUUACCAUGGUCAGCCAAGUAGACCGGAUAGAGGGAGACCUCGGAGAUUUCGAGAUCGCUUGAAAUGAAAUAAAGCUUUUGAGCAGCACAAAGUGGGCCGCUCCAUUGU
Messenger RNA from Dermacentor andersoni, 773 nucleotides. NCBI's taxonomy places the organism in Eukaryota, Metazoa, Arthropoda, Arachnida, Ixodida, Ixodidae. The record is from RefSeq and is a predicted model, not a curated record.